UAUACAUUCUUGUUAACUGAACUGUCUACAUAUUUUAUGAUUUGUAAUUUCUUCGCCCUGUGUGUAUGUAUGUGUAUCGAUGAAAAAAUCAACACCACUGGCUUCAUAGUCACUUUCUAAAAAAAAUCAUAUUUUCCUCUGAUGAACUGAUUAUUUGUUUUCAUUGAGAAGAGUGAGCAAUAUGUUACGCAAAGAGACUAAUGGUGAAGAGAGACGACUUAAUAGAGAUGAAGAGGACGAGGAGGAGGAGGAAAAUGAUAGGGGUCAUGAUGCGUGGGAAAGAACUUAUGCAGAUGAGAGAUCUUGGGAGGCUCUGCAGGAGGAUGAAUCUGGACUCCUUCGCCCUAUUGACAACAAAACCCUCUACCAUGCUCAGUAUCGUCGACGCCUUCGCACUGCAACUGCUGCUCGAAUUCAGAAGGGCCUUAUUCGCUAUCUAUACAUUGUCAUCGAUCUCUCCCGGGCAGCUACAGAGACAGACUAUAAACCAAACCGAAUGGUCGUGGUUGCUCGACAAGUUGAGGCUUUCAUCAGGGAGUUCUUUGACCAAAAUCCUUUGAGUCAAAUUGGUCUGUUAACCUUAAAAGAUGGGGUUGCUCAUUGCCUAACAGAGCUUGGUGGCAGUCCUGAGUCUCAUAUCAAAGCAUUGAUGGGUAAGUUGGUGUGCUCAGGUGAUGCCUCCCUGCAAAAUGGCUUAGAUCUCGUACACAGCCUUCUCAAUCAAAUCCCAUCAUAUGGUCACCGUGAAGUCCUUAUGCUGUACUCCGCUCUUAGCACUUGUGAUCCAGGUGAUAUAAUGGAAACAAUCCAAAAGUGCAAGUCAUCUAAGAUUAGGUGCUCGGUAAUUGGUCUCUCUGCUGAGCUCUACAUAUGCAAAUAUCUUUGCCUAGAAACUGGUGGAUCGUACUCUGUUUCCUUGGAUGAGCCUCAUUUAAAAGAAUUAGUGCUCGAGCACGCACCACCACCUCCAGCCAUAGCAGAAUUUGCAAUCUCAAAUUUGAUCAAGAUGGGUUUUCCACAAAGAGCAGCAGAAGGUGUUAUCUCAAUCUGUUCGUGUCAUAAAGAGGCCAAGGUUGGUGGAGGCUACACUUGUCCAAGAUGCAAAGCACGUGUUUGUGAGUUGCCUACGGAAUGUUGUAUAUGUGGACUGACCCUUGUUUCCUCACCCCAUUUGGCAAGAUCAUAUCAUCAUCUAUUUCCUAUUACACCGUUUGAUGAUGUAGCAGUAUCUAGUGAUCCACACAAAGUGCCAAAAAAUUGUUUUGGUUGCCAACAAAGUCUCCUAGCUCCUGGAAAUUUGCCAGGUCCAUCUGUUGCUUGUCCUAAAUGCAAACAACAUUUUUGUCUCGACUGUGACAUUUACAUUCAUGAGAGCUUGCACAAUUGCCCUGGCUGUGAAAGCUUCAUACAUUCGAAGUCUCAAUAGUGAGGACAGAUGACAGCAAUGAAAUUGUUUUCCCCUGAAUAAUGCCUGUUUCGUGUAUGCAAGAAAUCGGAGGAAAAGGAAGGUUAUGACACAUUGUUUAGGCUCUCUUAGUUGCUUUGCGAUCACAUCUAUCGAGCUUGUGAAUUUACACGCUAGAGAAUUUAUGCCGGGGGAACUGAUAGGGAUUAAGAGGUGAGGAGAAGAUGAUGGGGCUCAAAAGGUAAAGGUUGCUCGAGGAUAUAAGAUUAGUUUAAAGAAGUUUGUAUAAAUUAUAAUUUUUAUAAUUACUGUUUUGCAUUAUAAGGUAAAUUCUCCAUUGUAUCGAGGUGACGUGCUCUUU
Molecule: messenger RNA, 1766 nt
Organism: Olea europaea var. sylvestris
Lineage: Eukaryota; Viridiplantae; Streptophyta; Magnoliopsida; Lamiales; Oleaceae
Product: general transcription factor IIH subunit 2
Exons: 5
Coding region: 182-1426 (414 amino acids)
Biological process (GO): nucleotide-excision repair; regulation of transcription by RNA polymerase II; DNA-templated transcription
Cellular component (GO): transcription factor TFIIH core complex; transcription factor TFIIH holo complex
Molecular function (GO): zinc ion binding
Source: RefSeq, a predicted model, not a curated record